ACGCCAGUCUUCGUCCAAUAAAGUUGUGUGUUUAGUGAUCGAACUGCGGAUAGAAUUUUGUGUUCGUUGUUGUGAAUUUUAUAGAUAUUUUUUUAAAUGCAUUUCUUAAAUGUAACAUCGAUAAACAACGCCUCCAAAUGGAAUUGAGAGGAGGUAGAGGUUCAACGUUUGAGUUCGAGUGACGUGCUCGAGUGUUAUCGAUAAAACAAAAUGGAUUUGGAUUGUAACUCGACGAUGGACACCAUUUACCCACGAGAGGCGACCAUCAUGGCGGCCGCCUGCGCCUGCAUAUUCAGUGUAGUUGGAGUAUUAGGUAACCUCAUAACGACAGUGGCUCUCAUGAUGCAUCCCAAGCUACGCGGUCACGUCACCACCAUGUUCGUUCUCUCUCUCUGCGUGUCUGAUCUUCUGUUCUGCAGCAUCAACUUGCCCCUCACCGCCAGCCGGUAUAUAAAACAGCAGUGGGUGUUGGGUCCGCGGCUAUGUCAGAUGUUCGCCUUCGUGUUCUAUGGGAACGAGGCCGUGUCGCUCCUGUCCAUGGUGGCCAUAACGAUUAACAGGUACACUCUGAUAGCGUACUACGACAUGUACUCUCAGAUCUAUACGACUACGAAGAUUUGGAUCCAACUCCUCUUGAUAUGGCUGGUUUCCUUCGGUCUAAUGGUGCCCCCAUUGCUCGGUAUCUGGGGCCAACUGGGCCUAGACCCCAACACAUUUUCCUGUACCAUACUCCCCAAAGACGACCGGAGUCCUAAGAAGUACCUGUUCGUGUUCGGGUUCGCGUUGCCGUGCGUGGUGAUCAUAGUGUCGUACAGCUGCAUCUACUGGAGAGUCAGAGAGAGCAAGCGCAAGCUGGAAGGACGCAGGUGUGUAUGUGGCAAACUAAGCGGACAAACGGCCAGAGAGAAGGAAGAGGACUCGCGCCUGACGACGUUGAUGCUAACAAUAUUCCUGUGCUUCCUCGCCUGUUUCCUCCCGCUGAUGAUCAUGAACGUGUCGGACGACGGCAUCCGCUACCCCUGGCUGCACAUCAUAGCCUCCAUACUGGCGUGGGCGUCCAGUGUCAUCAACCCGCUGAUAUACGCCGCGACCAAUAGACAAUACAGAGCGGCGUACGGCAAUCUGUUGAGGUUCUGCAAGAACAACCCCGUAGCUCGCAGGACGACGUGGGGUAGCAGGACGGUCGGCCAUUCCUCCAACUCGCCGCACUACGUCGACAAACGGAACCCCGCUAAGGAUAAGCCGACGAAACUAUAAGACAUUGACUGAGUACGAUUAGACUGGGACCACUCGCCUUACGGAGCUUACUUUAGUUUCGUAGAUAAUAUACGAUAUAUUGAAGUCAAGGAAAUAUGUAAAUAUACGUUGUACAUAAUAUGAUAAGUGGUACUUAUGCGAUACCAAAGUAAUUUAUUGAAAUAGUCACACAGAUUAUAACAUUCACGGUAAGUUGUGUCGAGUGCAGCAGGCUGGCGCGAGAUGCUUAUGAUGGACCGUCUUUAUUCCACAAGAAAUAUCGCUCAGAACAAGUUUUUCAUUAAUUACAAUAAAACUAAUUAAUUUCUUACACUUCUUUCUAAAACCAUAAAAAAAAUU
Danaus plexippus (monarch butterfly) is the source of this 1596-nucleotide messenger RNA. It is a transcript of the gene Tre1, whose product is annotated as protein trapped in endoderm-1. Gene Ontology annotation, biological process: G protein-coupled receptor signaling pathway. The transcript has 7 exons. Gene Ontology annotation, molecular function: G protein-coupled receptor activity. Lineage: Eukaryota; Metazoa; Arthropoda; Insecta; Lepidoptera; Nymphalidae. Gene Ontology annotation, cellular component: membrane. The coding region runs from base 211 to 1257 and encodes 348 amino acids. The record is from RefSeq and is a predicted model, not a curated record.